Gloeophyllum trabeum ATCC 11539 is the source of this 624-nucleotide messenger RNA. RefSeq lists its product as uncharacterized. Bases 1 to 624 code for a protein of 207 amino acids. The record is from RefSeq and is a predicted model, not a curated record. Lineage: Eukaryota; Fungi; Basidiomycota; Agaricomycetes; Gloeophyllales; Gloeophyllaceae. The transcript has 2 exons.
AUGUGUCAUGCUGUCCAGCAGAAGGGUCAGCCUGCCCCAGCUGUACUGACAACUCUAUCAACCGCCCUUCUUGCGCCUGCGAUCAGCACUCCUACCUCAGAUUCCCUCGCGAUUUCCCCAUCCUUGCUUGCAUCAGACCUCAAGAGUGCUGCGGCUGCUGUGCCGUCGACUCCUCUCAUGACAGCCGAAGAGCUCAAGGUGCUGGUUGAUAGUAACAAGCGCCGGGCGGCCAGGGUAGCAGCCUUGGAGGAGCGCGUUAAGAAGACGGAGCACCACGAAACUGAGAUUCCGUACUUGGAGGGAUUCUUGGAGAUGCAGCAAAAAUUUCACAAAGAUGCCCGGGAGGGAGCCUCGCACGAGAGAUACAAACUCUCGGUAAUCAAAGCGAACACUCUUGUGAAGAGGAAGCACAUGGAGCGACUCAAGGCCGACAGUGCGCAGAUGAGGGCGGUCAUGGAUGCGUACGAGCUCUCGGUGGCUGCACGCUGCAGAAACCGCAAAGUUCCUCAUGUCCAACCUCUCCCCGUCACAAAGGUUGGGGUAGAGGCUGUGAGUAGCAAGGGUGUGGUCACCGUGGGCACCACCCUAUCUAUGGUGCACAUUGGCGAUUUGGUGGAGGAAUGA